CGCCGUCGCCUUCUUUUGCUGUAGCAGUCGGAAUCAGCUGUUGUAAACAUGUCUGCUGUAAGAUUGACCAAAAUUUCCUGCCGGAGUCUUCAGGCACUUCCUGCAGCGUUUUCCGGCCGCUGUAGAAGUGUGCAGACGACCUCCGUCACGCUAAACGACAGUCCAACUCACACGGGACAGGCUUUUGAUCCCGAUGAUAGCCGGAAUGUGAGAUUCAUAAGUACCCCAAGACAAACAAAUGAACGAUGGGCCAUAAACUUGAUUAAAGAAGUCCCUCCAAAGGGUGUUGAUGCUCGUGUUGUUGCUUGUGAUGGUGGUCCUGGUGCACUAGGUCAUCCAAGAGUAUACAUCAAUUUGGACCAGCCCGGCAACCACAGCUGUAUUUACUGUGGAUUACGAUUUUACAAAAAGGACUCCCACUAAUACUAAUACUGUUUUGUUUUUUGAACACUGUAUAAAUUAUAUACCAUAUCUAAAAAAAAUUUGCAAACAAUAGCUAUUUCAGAUAUAGGCCUGUCAGGAAUUUGAAAUUAUGGAAUUAGCAUGGAAGUCAGGUGUCCUAAGUAAUUCAUUAGUAUUUACCAUACUAUGAUUUUGUAAAUAUAGUAAUUAAUAAAUGUUCAACUUCUG
This is a messenger RNA of Macrobrachium nipponense, 630 nucleotides long. RefSeq names its product NADH dehydrogenase [ubiquinone] iron-sulfur protein 6, mitochondrial-like (gene ND-13A). The transcript has 3 exons. The record is from RefSeq and is a predicted model, not a curated record. Lineage: Eukaryota; Metazoa; Arthropoda; Malacostraca; Decapoda; Palaemonidae. Gene Ontology annotation, biological process: mitochondrial electron transport, NADH to ubiquinone. Bases 49 to 423 code for a protein of 124 amino acids.